Melampsora larici-populina 98AG31 is the source of this 222-nucleotide messenger RNA. RefSeq lists its product as uncharacterized. The record is from RefSeq and is a predicted model, not a curated record. The transcript has 3 exons. NCBI's taxonomy places the organism in Eukaryota, Fungi, Basidiomycota, Pucciniomycetes, Pucciniales, Melampsoraceae. Bases 1 to 222 code for a protein of 73 amino acids.
AUGUUUCCUUCUAUACUUUAUUAUAGUCUACUGCCCGGAGCUAUCAAUGUCUCCAAUACCGUAAAAUUACGUAACCCUAUGAGAAACCUACAAUCCACCAGGGUUUCCUUUGAAAUUUGUCAAUCUACGCAAGUUAAACCUAACACACUUUGUCUAUAUAAAGUAACACCUGCGGCCCAAGAAGACGUUACUUCUCAAACCACACUGGAUACACAUUCAUAA